UGCGUGGCAGUCAGCUACUUAACACUUAUCAAUUUGGACGCAAAGCGGAGAGGAAAGGAGUACUGCGCAUGCGCAACCGAUUUAGCACGGAAGUAGCAGCACUAUCCACACAGUCGAAUAGAGAUACAUAUUUACGCCACACACAAACACAGGCACAGCCUAUACAUGUUAUAUACAGCAUAAACAGUAGGUUUUGCCAGGUUUCUCUACCUAAGUCUCUUUUCCCUCCCGACAAGCUGAUCACGUGACCAGCUGUCUCUUCCCGCUAAACUCCGGAACGGAAGAAAUGUAAUUUGCAGCUGAUGUUAGGAAGCUCUGUAUCUCCUCUGACAGACUGUUGUCGGUAAAGGUAAAUUUUAGCCUUGUACAGAAUUGAAAAAAAGCAACUGCAUGGGGCCUUAUCCAGGCAGUGAAUGGCCUAAUGCCUUGCGCUGGCUCUAGCUCUAAUAUUGGCCCAUUCGGGUUGCCGUACGGAAAGGAUUUUCCCUACGCACGCAUGGGUAAAGUAAGAGACGCUGCUGCCCAGACAACAAGUCAUGUGACCAGUAGUAGCAUGAGGCACCUUGCUAGUGAAUGCCGGCUUGAGAUCUGCAAGUUGGGAUACACUGUCUGUAUUGUUGUUGGUAAUGUGUGGUAUGUACAGUUAUUUGCCUAAUAUUCUCUGGUGACCCAUCAUGCCUGCUAAGAAAAGAAAAUCAAUGGCACCUGAAGGCAAUACUUUAGCGACACUUUCCAUCCAUUCUUAUGGCAUCAUGAGCCUUGCAGUGUUCGCUUGUGUGUCUGCGAUAUACAUAAAUACGUUACACCCGUCAGUGCCUGGUGGAGAUUCAGGGGAGCUGAUCACAGCCGCAUAUGAGCUUGGAGUUGCACACCCUCCUGGUUACCCACUGUUUACUAUCUUGGCUAAAAUGGCAAUAUUUAUUUUGCCCAUUGGUUCGGCUGCGUACCGGGUAAAUCUUCUGUGUAGUCUGUUUGGAGCAGCAUCAGCAUCUCUUCUGUUCUAUACAACAUCUAGGCUUACUGGCUCGUAUGCGGCAGGAAUCCUUGCUUCAGGGUUGUUUUCGUUUUCCCGUCUAACAUGGCAGUGGUCCAUUGCAGCUGAGGUUUUCAGCCUGAACAAUCUGUUUGUGGGGCUGCUUAUGGCUCUUACAGUAGGGUUUGAGGAGGCAAAGACUACAAAAGACAGAUCAAAGAUAUCUCAAUUUGGCGCUUUCUGCUGUGGAGUUAGCCUGUGCAAUCAGCACACUAUUGUUUUCUAUGUUGUAAGCAUUGUGUUGUGGGUCCUUUCUCUCCAGUUUAAGAAACAGGAAUUGUCUUUGUACCGCUUGUUGAAGUUGGGAAUAUGCUUUGCUGUGGGGCUUUCUCCUUACUUGUACUUAAUUGUCUCGUCAUAUUUGAAUCGAGCAAGAUGGACCUGGGGAGAUCAGACAACCAUUCAAGGGAUUGUUACUCAUAUCCUUCGAGAGGAGUAUGGGACAUUCAGUCUGGCUAAAUCAGAGACUGGACCUGGUAUGAUGGGAAUGUUGAUUUUCCAGAUCAGUCACAUGAACACAGAGCUCACUUAUGUAGCACAAGGCCUUGCACUUCUUGCUUUGUUGUUCUGCUUUGUAACUAGAGACAAAAAAGCCUCCAUGGUUUCUUUAUUCACCGUAAUGCUCGUUUGCUAUUCCUUAUUCUUUGCCUGGAGAGCAAAUUUAGAUAUCUCAAAGCCACUCUUCCUUGGUGUGGUGGAGAGAUUCUGGAUGCAGAGUAAUUUUGUUGUUAGCCUUUUUGCAGGCCUCGGCAUGGCCUUUUUGACCAACAUUCUAAAAACAAAAAUGAACAGAACUGAUAUUGUUCAGUUUAUGGAAUGGAUAUGUGCCCUAGUGGUGAUUUCUAACCAGAUUAGAACUAAUUACAGCAUUUGUGAUCAAAGCAACAAUUAUAUAGUAGAUCAGUUUGCAAGGAAUCUUCUCUUUUCAAUGCCAAAUGAUUCGAUUAUCUUACUAAGAGGUGACUUGCCAGGCAAUUCAUUGCGUUAUCUCCAUUACUGUGAAGGCCUCAGACCUGACCUGGCACUGGUCGACCAAGAGAUGAUGACAUAUUCAUGGUAUGUACCCAGACUUGCAAAGCAUAUGUCCGGUGUAAUUUUCCCUGGAAACAAGUGGAGUCCAGUGGAAAUAAAACAUGCUGAUGGAACAACAACCUUUAACCUUCAUCAUUUUCUCAAAGUAAAUAAACAUAAAGAAAUAUUUUCCUGCAUAGGACUGAAUGAAGGGGAUCUGACGUGGCAGAAAAGCUAUUCUUUAUGGCCAUGGGGGGCUUGUGAGAAACUGGUCCCUAAAAGUACUCCUUUUGAUGCAGAGGAAUGGAUUGCGCUUACAAGGAAUCUGUACAACUGGACAGAAGAGCAUGGAAGGUUUCACUCUUCAUCUUGGGAAUCUGUAGCAAAUGAAGAGAUGUGGGAAGCACGGACAAAGACAGCAUUUUUUAUAUUUGAUCUGGCAGACAAUGCUCAUUUGUCCCCUGCAGUAAAAAAUCAACUCUAUUACUAUUCCUAUAAGUUGUAUAAAGAGAUUAUAAAUGGGCACAAUAACCAUCCAAUAAACUGGAGCAAAAAUUUUGCCAUUGCCUGUGAAAGAGUCUUACGCCAGCAAAGAGCAGAUGUCAACCCAGAAAUACUUCUAAAUGACGCCAUCAAGUACUUUUCCAUAUACGUGGAGAAGGCACGAGAAGAUAAACAAAGGGAUGCAAUAUUCCAAGCAGUAGCGUAUUUAAAAGAAGAACUUGCCCGAUUAAAGAAGAUCAAAAGCAAUACAAAAUCAAAAGAAUAAGAAAAAAAGAUUGCCUGUUUCUCAGCAAUCAUGCCAGCCUUGCCUGCAACAGAGUAUUUGUGCAGAAGAACUGACAUUUCAUUUGCCAGAGCAGUUGCACAAAAUUCGCUACCCAAGUGCUGUUUAUUCUUAAUAUACUUUUUUUUUUUCAUUUUGGGUUUUAAACUGUAUUAACUUCAUUCAUGAAUUUGAAUUAGUACAAUGUAUGUAUGUAAUGGAUCUUUCAAGAACCUCAGUCUGUCAGUAUAUGUUUACUGAUUAUGUAUUGUAAUUUUUUUUCUGAAGUGAUAACUGGGUUUCAAACAUUACGCUGUAAAUUGUUGUAUUGCCAAAUUGGAAAUAUUGCCAUUCAUAGUAAGUAAUGGAGUUACUACGAUUAAAUCAUCACUUGGCGAAGUAGAUUCCCUCCUGUUUCUGGUUAUAGAAGCUUUCUUAUCCCCUUGCUCUGCCCAGCGUAGUGUGGACAGAUGGCUUCUCUGAUGCAGCCACAACAGUUCUGAUUGGUUGUUUUCACACAACUAAAGAUGUAUGCUCAUGUUUGAAUGAAAUGCUGUGAUUUCAAGACAGACUUAACUGAAAACUCUCAAACAAUGUCAUAAUGUGUUACAUCCCACACAGUCUAAAUCUGUGUUUCCAUUACCAUAUGUAAGGGGACUGGGACUAUUGCCAUUGCAUUUUUAUACUACUGUAUUAUACACUAAAGAAAAAUACACAAAAAUACGUUGUGUCAAGCUUAAAUCCAAUUAGCUAAAUUUUAUUUCUGAUUUUUUUUAAUGAUUUUGCUUUUCAAUAGCGAACAUUCUACAAACAUGUCUGGAACGGCAGGAUUCCUGCUAAGAAAGUUCUGCUAAUCUAAGUGUAAUGAUCAGUGUUGCAGACUUGGUGGUACGCCUUCUGGUAUUGUAGAUGGAUAGCAAACAAGCAAAGCUGAUGUGGUGUUUGUUCAUCUCUGUUGCAUGAAGUUGUUGCCAAGUAAACUGGAUUUUUUUCUUUUUUGGUUAA
Molecule: messenger RNA, 3815 nt
Organism: Xenopus laevis (African clawed frog)
Lineage: Eukaryota; Metazoa; Chordata; Amphibia; Anura; Pipidae
Gene: tmem260.L
Product: transmembrane protein 260 L homeolog
Exons: 17
Coding region: 675-2813 (712 amino acids)
Source: RefSeq, a predicted model, not a curated record